AUGGAGAAGAGGUAUGAAGAGCUGGUGCACUACUCAGGGUCGGAGGGCAUGUCGAUGGGGGGGUACGGGGACGAUGUCAGGCCACUUCCUCUGCCACAGUAUGGAGCCCCCAUCCCCGACUCCCUCAAACACCACAAAGACCUGAUCUAUGGUCACCCACUGUUCCCACUGCUGGCCUUAGUUUUUGAGAAGUGCGAGCUCGCCACCUGCUCCCCUCGAGACUCCACCUCCCUCUCAGCCACCUCCCACCUCCCCGGCAUGACCAAUCACAGCGACGUCUGCUCCUCCGAAUCCUUCAACGAUGACAUCGCCGUGUUCGCUAAACAGAUUCGUUCAGAGAAGCCCAUAUUUUCUUCCAAUCCUGAGCUGGAUAACUUGAUGAUCCAGGCCAUACAGGUUCUUCGCUUUCAUUUACUGGAGUUAGAGAAGGUGCAUGACCUGUGCGAUAACUUCUGCCACCGCUACAUCACCUGUCUGAAGGGCAAAAUGCCCACAGACCUCGUCCUGGAUGAUCGGGAGGGCGGCUCCAAGUCUGACAUGGAGGACUUCACUGGAUCCUGCACCAGUCUGUCAGAGCAGAAUGCGUCAUGGUUACGGGAGCCAGAUGAAUGUGCCACGACUCCUCUGGGAACACCAGGCACCUGUGGUCUGCCUUCACUCAGCACAGUAGACAACUGUAGCGACACAGGCGAUGGUAUGGACGGAGGAAUAGCCUCCCCCAGUACAGGAGAUGAUGACGAGUCCGACAGAGAGAGGAGGAACAACAAGAAGAGAGGCAUCUUCCCUAAAGUGGCCACAAACAUCAUGAGAGCGUGGCUCUUCCAGCAUCUGUCGCACCCGUACCCAUCUGAGGAGCAGAAGAAGCAGCUGGCACAGGACACGGGACUGACCAUCUUACAGGUCAACAACUGGUUCAUCAACGCCAGGAGGAGAAUUGUUCAGCCGAUGAUUGACCAGUCAAAUCGCUCAGGUCAGGGUGGUCCCUACAGCCCAGAGGGAGCAGCUCUUGGGGGCUACGGGCUUGACGGACAGGCCCACCUCGGGCUUCGUGCAGCAGGUCUCCAAGGGAUGUCUUCUCUGCAGGGUGACUACCCCGGUGCUCUGCUGUCCCAACCAGGCUACCCUCCCCAUCCGGGACCCUCCCUCCACCCUUACCCGGGCCCACACCCUCACCCCAUGCUGCUGCACCCGCCGCCGCACGCACACCCAGCAGAGCCGCUCCUCGCCCAGGGACUGGACAUACACGCACACUAG
Scomber scombrus (Atlantic mackerel) is the source of this 1254-nucleotide messenger RNA. It is a transcript of the gene meis3, whose product is annotated as myeloid ecotropic viral integration site 3. The coding region runs from base 1 to 1254 and encodes 417 amino acids. Gene Ontology annotation, biological process: positive regulation of cell population proliferation; positive regulation of transcription by RNA polymerase II; animal organ morphogenesis. Lineage: Eukaryota; Metazoa; Chordata; Actinopteri; Scombriformes; Scombridae. Gene Ontology annotation, molecular function: DNA-binding transcription activator activity, RNA polymerase II-specific; RNA polymerase II cis-regulatory region sequence-specific DNA binding. The record is from RefSeq and is a predicted model, not a curated record. The transcript is spliced from 12 exons.